UAUACGUUUUCACUACGUUACUUUUCGCAGUUAUACACCAAGUCGCCCGCGGCAUGCCAGUCCCCUGCUAACGUUAGCAUCACGAUUGCAGCCUCUCAGCCUUGUCCAGAACUGAUUCAGACGUGACUGUCUUUUGCCGGCCCUAAAUAGCGAUGGCUAUGCAAAGCGAGGCACGAUGUCUCAUCGAGAGGAUUAACCGCGAGUACACUCUGAACGCAGCCAUCAUUGGGAAACGAUUCGAAUCGCUAGUGAGCAGCUGUCUCGAAAAUCUAUCAGGUCAGCUUUACGAGCGAUCGACGCAUUUCUUGCUAGAAAUUAUACAAAAUGCGGACGAUAAUACCUAUGCCACUACAACUCCAACAUUGAGCUUCUCCUACAAACCCGGCUUUCUUCGUAUUGAUUGCAAUGAGGUCGGCUUCACAGCAGAAAACGUCGAAGCGAUUUGUGCCAUCAGUCGAAGCACAGAGUUUGACAAGGCAACCGACGGGGAGUAUAUUGGCGAGAAAGGUAUUGGAUUCAAGUCUGUGUUCAAAGCUGCAGAUACAGUGUGGAUAUCAUCCUGCGAUUUCACAUUCAAAUUCGACAAGACUAAGUUUCUCGGCAUGGUUGCGCCCAUCUGGGCUGAAUUUCCCGAACCUGCUCGGCCUGGAUGGACUUCGAUCUACCUCGAACUUUCAAAAGCCUACGAGGAAGAAACACUCAUUCAUGAGCUUCUUACUUUCGAUGCUAACCUGCUUAUAUUUCUCAGACGUAUCAAGGAGGUUGAUGUCCGGGUGGCCGACCGAAACAAUGCAGUCUGGGAACAGAAGUUCUGGAAAGUCGAAAGUCAGCAAGAAGGGCAUCGCAUUACUGUUUUGCAUGCAGGAGGAAGUACUUUUCGAUACCUGAUCAGGAGUCACAUCAUCGAAAAUCUUCCCAACGAGUUGAAGCGUCCGAAUUGGCACUCAACAAAGAUAGUACUGGGGUUUCCUAUGACCGAAACCCUCAGCCAACCUCAGCUUGUUCCUCAAAAUGUUUACGCAUUUCUCCCGAUCCGAAAAUAUGGCUUGAAGUUCCUUUUGCAAGGAGAUUUUCUGCUUACUGCCAGUCGAGAGGAUAUCGAAAGCACUCUGCUAUGGAAUCGCACAAUUCGGGAUGCUGUAGCAGAAGCGUUUCUUAUCUCCGUUCAUCAGUUCAACAAAGGGGACAUGAAGUAUGUCUGGCCCUGGUAUCUCCCAAAUCCUCCGACCAAUACAGUGUCCUUCUUUGAUCCGGCGAUUGAAUCGAUAUUGGAGCAACUCAAAGAUCUUCCUGUAUUAGAAUCUAGUGCGGGAACCAUGGAAAAGGCGUCCCGUCUGAAAUAUGUGCCCAUAGAUUCGUUCGUGGACGAAGAAGGCAAUCCGUUCACCCUCAGUGAACACACAGCGACCGGAUAUUUGUCAUCAAAGUACCCUUCGUGGGCUAUUGAGGGGGUCGGACUGAUCGGGGUAUCUCAUCUUACUCCCCAGGAAUUCUUGGCAGAUCUCAAGUCAAACAUCACACAGGAUCCGCAGACUUUUCGUACGAGAUCAGCUACAUGGCAUUCGCAGCUCGCAGAAACCCUCGUCAAACUUGCGGCCGAUGCUGAACUUCUAUCUGUCAUUCAGGGCAUAUGUCUCAUACCACUGAACGACGGUUCCUGGACUUCAGCUAGCGGGCAGUCCAUGUUCUUUUCCAAAGGCGAAUCGUCUCUGGAAAUCCCGAAUGGAAUCGAGGUGCUCAUAGUCGACUCGUCGGCAGAGAGUGAUUCCAUUAGACGUAGGCUUUUCGUGAGCCUAGGCGUUAAGGCUUGGGAGGCACCCGAAAUAUGUCGUUUGAUCCUACAAGUACACGAGUCGCCGGACUUUGACGCCAAAAGAUUGACUGUGGAUCAACUGAUCUCUCACGCUGUAUUUCUAUACAAAGCAUCUUGGCAACCACCUAAGAACACGGAAAUAUGGUUCGCCACAAUGCAAAACGAGCGGUGCGUAGGACGAGAGCUGUACAUCAACGCAUCCAUUGGAACAGACUCACCGGCUUCCAGGAUCUUCGCCAAACUUCAAACGCAGUUUGCAGUCAUGCAUGAUGACUAUCGCAAAUGUUGCCUGUCGGAUGUGGAAUGGCCCCUUUGGCUUGUCAAUAAUCUUGGCCUAUCCAUGGUUCCCCGCCUGGUCAUGCCGCUCGUGGAACCGAAACCGCAGCCCGUGCAGACCGCAGAUAUUCAAUUGGAAUUGCUCGAAAGCACGGGACAGGCAGCACACGAAGGGCGUACAGAGAUGGCACAGGAUACAUCGGGCCCAGCCCCUCAGUCUCAAGCGGAUGGUGAAGACUUCUUAGGACAGAAACCCUACCCGAUUGUCCCACAAUACUCCGUUCCUGAUGUCCAACCUCUAGUUGAAAUGCAUCCCGUAUUGCUGGAUUGGCAAAGGCAAAUGGCGGAUUAUCAAAGGCAAAUGAUGCUGAUAGAGCAACAAAACCAGGGGAGUCUACCAAUUUUUGAAGAGGGCCAAGAUAAACUUGAGCAAAAUUCAACGCAGCUGCGGUAUCCAACAUCUUCCGUAUCGAUCGAGAGUAAUGGCGCCAAAGAGGCUUUGGCUACGGUCGAUACGGCAGUACCGACUGGCAACGCCAAACAAAUAUUCACUUUGUCUAAUGAGUUCAGUUUCAUGUUCCGCGAAUGCCAGUCAUCCGACGUCCUCCAAGUUCUGCGAGAUAACUGGCACCAUUAUUCUCAAUGGAUUGACGGAGUACACAUGGUAUGGCAGGAUCCUGAGUUCGUUGGCUCAAGUAUCCAAUUGAGAAACGAGAUGGGAUCUUGCUUAGUUCAAAGCGCAAAAGGCGCAACGCCUUUACAAAGGACAGUUCUUCCAUCGAUCGACCCUCAACUUGACGAACAGUGCCGCAUACCAACAGUGAGUAUCACUGAUCCAAAGCAUACCGAUUGGAGACUAUUAGCUCUCUUUGGUGUCGUCAUAGAAGCGGAUAUACAUUACUAUCUACGCUGUUUGAUCGCGAUCUCAGAUGAACAUCAUCCAGAUGUUGAUAGUGUCACCUACAUUUAUGAGAAAAUUCAGACCUUGUAUAAAGGGAACGAGGAGCUCAUCAGCGCGGCGUUCCAUGAGAGAAACAUUGUUUUGACUCACGUGAAUUCAUCAAGAGCGCAUGAGCCUGUGGUCUGGACGAACAUGAAAGACUGCUUGGAGAAGAACAUCAUUGUUGAAGGAGACUAUCCCAGCUGUUCUCUUCUCUUUCGGUGCCUGAGGUCUCCCUCAGGGGACCCAAUUGCAUCUAUUGUUGCGACAGCGACCUUGAUUGAUCAUUCGAGCAGACUGGAAGAUAUCUCCCGCUUGUUCCGUGAUAUCAGCAAGGCGCUACAGGCUGUUAAUACUACACAGGCAGCUCAGCUGGUCCAGCCUCUACAAAACCUCUCAAUUUUCCCAAUUACCAACGGCCCAGGGGAACGCACAUAUGACAUGCUAGUGAGUAUGCACGACACAUCGUGGUUUAUAGCCGACCGCCCAAUCUUGUGGAAGAGUUUUCACGGCAAGAUACCACUUGUCGCUUUGCCAACGGAGGACAUACAUGCAUUGGAAGAUCUGCUUCGUGUUUUAAGACUUGACAGUCGUCUUCUCUCCAAACUCACGACAAACCGGACGCGUCCGGUAGGGAAAGCAACGACACAUUGCGCCUGGUCAAGGUCUCUUCAGGCCAAAAGCUCUUUCAUCAAAGCACUGAUACCGCACUCGCACUGCGAUAGAGGAUCUGCCGUGCAACAAAUCGAUAAUCUACGAGUGAGUGUAGUGUUGCGUAUAGCUAAGACUUUUGUGUUUAGUAAUGACGGAACUGACAUCGAAGGCCAUUCUGUUGAUGGCCAAUUGACUUUGUCUAACACAGCGAAUCGACUUGACAUAUUUCUGGCAGAAGAUUGUGCAGCAGCUGAAACCUUACCGUAUGAGCUCGUGGCUCUUUUGGCAGAUGCAUUCGAAAUCAAAACUGCCAGCCACCGCUCAUUGCUAACCACAGUUCUACUCAGUUCGAGUAUGCAAACUAUCUCCUCUGCCUUUGUUCAAGAUGGGGUCCAUGUUGCAGGGUUAGUAUCCAAUAAGUCGCAAAAUCAGUACCGAGCCCAACAAGGAGAUUUGUUACGUAUCCCUUCUCCGUUUUUGGGGGCCAUGACCAGCAGACGUGGGUAUGGUUCAGGUCUGCCAGAUGCACUAAGACACGAUCAUUUUGAAAGUAAACGGAGAGAUCAUGACUUUGAAGAUGAUCGACGCUUGCCCAUGAAGGAAUUCAUGCAACUAGACUGGUCGAACUUCGAGAAAAUACAACGCGUUCCUACUCGAACAAGAGGAUGGGAGCACACUCAACAUCUGGGUGAGCACAUGGUUUCCAAAGCCUUUCAGGCCUACCUAGGAGAUGCCUACCAUCCAGUAAGGGACUGGACUAGCGAGUUCCGCAGUAGGUCUGGUCACAAACCAUUGGAAAGCUCAAACGCAUGCGCAGCCUUCACCAUGAGCGACUCGAAAGUUGUGGAGGCAAUGACAUCCUUUCUUACCAAAUUCGGACAGUCGUCGGAUUCAAAAUGGAGAGAGAAGCUAUUGGCUAGCUCACCGGUCUACCACGUAGAUGUGAUCGUCAACACAGGGAGCAAAGCUUCCCCCUUCGUUAUCACCUCAUCGCAGGUUGAACGAAUGCGACACCUCACUAUGUGUGAUCACACUACUGGAACAAGCACUGAUAUCUCCAUCUUGGUUCGACUAAGCGAUGUGUAUUCUAUGGAUACAUUGUCUGUUGACCUUUUCAUCAAUCCAUGGCGGCUAUUCAAUUCUGGAAAUCUAACUUUGGAGAAUGAUUGGAUUCUUACAGGCACAUUGCAGGAUUCAGGCUCAGGCUCUAUGAGAAAGAGACGUAAACUGUACACACCAUCCAUACCAUGGGAUGUGAGACAAGCUCUAGGGAAACCUCAGAACUACUCUGAUUCUCGGCGUGGCUGUCAAAACGAAAGAGCAUACACCUACCAGGCUAUGGAACCUGAGGGUAUUCGCUUGGUUCAUCUGCUGCCUGGCGAAUCCGUCGACAGUUUGCAGGGCGUCAUCCUCCACGUCUCAUCUGUAUCACCCCCACCAUACCGGGCUCUGUCCUAUGUUUGGGGUACAGAUCUGAGAACUCAUGAACUAAUGACUCCAGAUGGUGUGCUUCGAAUCACACAGUCUUUGGACAAAGCCUUGCGAAGUUUGCGACCCAAAACACAGCCACUGAUCUUGUGGGUAGAUGCUAUCUGCAUAAAUCAGAUUGAUGAUAGAGAGAAAGAGAAGCAAAUUCGUCUGAUGCCGCAGAUCUUCCAAAACGCAUCAUUUACAUACGUUUUCCUCGAUGGCGAUCAAGACAGUGAUAUCGCCAUUGAAACGUUGAUGCAAAUACAUGUCAAAGCAGCUUCCGAAGAGCAGUCGAGACACGGCAGAUUUAAGUCGAACAGUACACAUCAAAAGAGCAAAUCGCAUUUGCGAUAUGAAAAUGCCUCAGAAGGACGAACCUUGUUCACGCAGGAAAGUUCAGAGAAUGAGACUGACCAGGAGGGUUGGCCGGACUAUUUACCCAAAGUACCUGCAUCCUGGAGCGAAAGAUGCAUCCCUCAAAUCGACGACGAUAUAUGGGAUUCUGUCAAAGCACUGUUUUCUCUUUCAUGGUUCCACAGAGUCUGGAUUAUCCAAGAAGUUGUCAUGGCGCAUAAUGUAAGGAUUGUGUGCGGCAGAUGGAUUGUUGAUUGGAGCGACCUUCAUCAUGCCAUGGGUAUUGUCGACCGACAGUUUCAACUCGCCGAUACUGAUAUGACGCUUCUCAGACCGAGCUGGGAAUCUUUCUUAUCGUUGGCGGCACAGCGCGAGUGGGAGGCUAGGCAACGUCGUUGGCCACUUCUCAUGCUACUCGAGCAUUUCCGAUCUGCUGAAUCGACACUUAGUCGAGAUCGCCUGUUUGCCUUGUUAGGACUGGCUUGUGACGGCGACGAGGCGGAUUUCGAACCAGACUACAAAAGCUCACUUGAAGAGGUUUUGUUGAGAUUUGCCCGCGUUUUUGUCCGCCAGGGGAGGGGCAUGCAACUACUUUACCUUGCGGGUCUGAAUAACCGAUCGCAUCGAUUUCCAUCGUGGAUCCCGGACUGGACUAUUCGAAAACCGAAUAGACUUCACGACUUCUCCGAAGGUGACAUCACGUUUGCAGCUUCUGGACCUCAGCAACCGGUGGUUGCAACCUGUCCUGAUACGGAUGAAUUACUUGUGGAAGGCUACACUGUCGACGUUAUUGAAAAUAUCAGUUCCUCAUCAAACACGGAGGAAGACCUGGCUCUGUAUAUCAAAGAAGUGAGCUGUAUGGUUGAUACUGCCGUUCUGAGUCGAGUUCCGGAUUCGCGCGAAGCCUUGAAGUGGAAGGUGCCGAUUGCUGGCCUCUUGCACCCAAGAGUUGCAGUCCCUGGGGAGCUCAGCUUGGAAUCAUCGUAUAUGGCGUUGCGAAAGUACAUCGGCCUUGACAAGGAUGCAAAGUUGUUCGACAAACAAGGUCGUUUUAUCAAUCGCGGUGGGUACUCGAAUGCCUAUGUGAAGAUCAUGACAUCCAGAUCCUACUUGAAGCAGAGUGCGAGCUAUAUAGCUGCACUUCAUGACACCCCACUCGGAUGGAGAUUUGUCAUCACCGGACAAGGGUUCGUUGGUACUGUGCCAAACCUGGCGCAAGUUGGCGAUGCGGUUGUGAUAAUGAAGGGUGGGCGCGUGCCUUUUGUCUUGCGGAAGAGUUGCGAAAGACCUGGGGCAUCUCGGCUCGUUGGGGGUUGUUAUAUCCAUGGCUUGAUGAACGGUGAGGGCUUGUCGUUGCCGGGAUUGGUGGAGCAUACUUUCCGGAUUUGUUAGUAGUUGGUGUGAGGAGGGAUUAGAAAGCUUUCUUUCUGGUAGAUAGAAAUGUAACUCUAGAGACCCU
This is a messenger RNA of Dothidotthia symphoricarpi CBS 119687, 6966 nucleotides long. RefSeq lists its product as uncharacterized. The record is from RefSeq and is a predicted model, not a curated record. NCBI's taxonomy places the organism in Eukaryota, Fungi, Ascomycota, Dothideomycetes, Pleosporales, Dothidotthiaceae. The coding region runs from base 153 to 6899 and encodes 2248 amino acids. The transcript is spliced from 8 exons.